Ipomoea nil (Japanese morning glory) is the source of this 2507-nucleotide messenger RNA. RefSeq names its product cation/H(+) antiporter 14. Bases 1 to 2502 code for a protein of 833 amino acids. The transcript has 3 exons. NCBI's taxonomy places the organism in Eukaryota, Viridiplantae, Streptophyta, Magnoliopsida, Solanales, Convolvulaceae. Gene Ontology annotation, cellular component: membrane; endomembrane system. Gene Ontology annotation, biological process: proton transmembrane transport; regulation of pH. The record is from RefSeq and is a predicted model, not a curated record. Gene Ontology annotation, molecular function: antiporter activity.
AUGUCGACAUCAAAAAGGUUGUCUUCCGCGGGACUAGUCCCCGGCCUCCACCGCUCCGAAAUCAUGGUGUGCCAAUACGCAGAUAAUAUCAACUCCCAGGGCGGCGCAUGGGUCGGCGGCGAUAUCCUCUCCUACACCUUGCCGCUGGUUUUCGCCCAGUUCAUCUUCAUCUUCCUCAUUACCAGAUCCAUUUUCCUCCUCUUCAGGCCUCUUAAACAAAGUAUGAUCACUGCAUACCUUAUUAGUGGGAUUCUCAUCGGACGGACAGUUUUGGGUCGCAGCGAAGAUUUCACGGAGCUGCUGUUCCCGAUACAAGGGAGAAUGGUUCUAGAAACAAUCGGCGAAUUGGGGUUCAUGUUCCACCUUUUCAUAUUGGGCGUGAACACGGACGCGACGGCGGUGACGCGCGCCGGAAAAAACGAGAUUCUGAUCGGAACGUCGUGUUUCGUGGUGCCGUACGCGCUGUGCGGGCUCGUUGUGUACACGCUGCCGCAUUUUAUCUUCGUCAACGAGGUGACGGAGCACUGCCUUAUUUUCAUAUCCAUCAUGAGCGCCAUCUCGACGUUUCCGGUGAUCACCAGUUUGUUGGCCGACCUUAAUCUCCUCAACUCCGAGGUAGGCCGCAUGGCGACGUCGUCGUCUAUGGUCUGCGAUUUCUGCAGCUAUUUCGCGUCGCUAAUUAUGGGAUUCCUGGGACUUUCUAAAAAGUUCAAUCGAAUGAGCAUAUUUCUGACGAUUGUGUGGACGGUGGCGUGCCUGGCUUUAGUCGUGGUCGCCGUCCGGCCGGUGAUACUCCACAUCAACCGGCGGAUACCGGAGAAUGGGCCGAUGAAGGAGACGCAAUUCCUUGCGAUUAUGGUGCUUGCGUUGUUAUGCGGGUUAGUGUCGGAGAUUCUGGGGCAGCCGGCGGGGCUGGGGACUUUUAUGUUGGGGAUCGCGGUGCCGAAUGGGCCGCCGUUGGGGUCGAAUUUGGUGAAUAAGAUUGACGUGUUUUGCACCGGAGUUUUACUUCCGGCGAAGUUUGCGGUCAGUGGUCUGGAUAUGGACUUGUUCUCGGUGGGGACUGGGACCGCGGGGGCCGUUAUGGAGUUCAUCAUCAUCUUGGGUUACAUAACGAAAUUCGCCGGCACUUUUAUUCCGGCUGUUUUCGUCGGAUUUUCAGUCUCCGACGCCACGUCUCUUUCCCUCAUCAUGUGCUGCAAGGGUAUCAUCGAAAUGGCUGUCUUUAUCACCUUGAAGGAAAAUGCAAUGUUAACUUCUCAAGCACUGGGCCUACUACUAGGCACGAUGCUGGUGGUGACGGGAACGGCAACGCCACUGGUGUGCUACCUCUAUGAUCCAUCCAUGAGAUAUUUAGGUUACCGAACAAACUCCAUUCUUCACUCCGAUCCCCACACCGAACUCCGCAUGUUGGUGUGCGUUCACAACGAAGAGGAUGUCCCAGCCCUCAUUAAUCUCCUCGACAUUACCUGUCCGAACCGCCACCGCCCGAUCUCCGUCUCGGUCCUCACCUUGACGGAGCUCAAGGGCCGGGCCGAUGCUGUGUUGCUGUCCGGCUCCAGUUCUGUGCACGGCAAACCCAGCCCCAUCGGGAUGAAGCCGUCCAAGAGCCGUACGUCGGACCGGAUCGCCAACGCUUUCCACGCUUUUCGGACGCGCAACCACAGCGCCGCGGCGGUGGAGUUCUUCACGUCAGUGGCGCCGUACGCCAGCAUGCACGACGACAUAUGCACCAUCUCGCUGGAGAAGGGCGCCAACAUCGUGAUCGUGCCGUACCACAAGCGCGUGACGUUCAACGGCGACGUGAUGGCGAACUCGCCGGCGAUUCGGAUGGUGAACCAGAACGUGCUCCAGAAGGCGCCCUGCUCCGUCGGUAUUUUAGUGGAUCGCGAGAAAGUCGCUGAGAAUCAAGCGAUUCGGUUAGGCAUCACCCUGCUACGUGUCACCCUGCUGUUCAUCGGCGGGCCCGACGACCGCGAGGCGCUCGCCUACUGCUCGCGCAUGACGGACCACACCCACUCCAGCAUCACCCUAGUGUGGAUUCGGAAAACCGCCGACAGGAGGCCCGACAACCUCGACGACCCCGAAAGAGACAUAGACGCCGAGCUGGUCAAUAAAUUCCUGUCAACCCACACCGGAAACGACCGGAUCUCAUUCAUAGAAGAGUUCGCGACGGACGCCGUGGACACAACCCGAGUCAUUCGCGCUCUGAUAGGCCACUGCGAGCUUUGCAUUGUGGGUAGAUAUCAUGACCCCAACUCGGAACUCAUCUUGGGGAUCACUGAGUGGACCGAGUGCUCGGAACUCGGGGUCAUCGGAGACAUGUUGGCGACGACGGAUUUCAAGUUUUCGGUGCUGGUGGUGCAGCAGCUUCCGCAAGGGACGGCGAUGGAGCACUGGAAUACAUUGGAGCCUGUAGGCAGUAGCAGUAGGCAUAGUCAAAGUAGCCGAGUUUUCAAACCUUAUAGCUCUAGGAGCUAUAGAGAACCUUUGAAACUUUAAUCUAU